This is a messenger RNA of Danio rerio (zebrafish), 2989 nucleotides long. The record is from RefSeq and is a predicted model, not a curated record. NCBI's taxonomy places the organism in Eukaryota, Metazoa, Chordata, Actinopteri, Cypriniformes, Danionidae.
CAAAGCAUGCUUUGCCUUUUCUGCGUGUAGCGCGCAUGCAGGUGCAGAUCUCGUGAGCGCGAAGGCUUUGAUUUUCCCAGACGAUUACAAAGCACCUAAUUUUUUACUGGUUGUAUUAAGUGUCUGGAGUUUGUUGCCUAGCAGCCUUAAAAUGUCUCCUGAUUGGUUGAUAGCUCGCACUCACUCCAGCGCGUUAAAAUGCUCGUGAAAGGUGCACGAGCGCGCGCGCUCUUCUUCACAACUGUUCCGAACUCUCCUGAACCUGAGAAACCUUGAGCUGCAUCGCCUCUUCGGUGCGAACAUUUCGGAGCCGAACAGAACUAAUACUGUACAUGAUGUUGUUCAGUUUAUCGACAGAGGAUCCGCAUUUUUUGAAGUAGGAAGUGAGUGAAGAGACAGAUGGAUCCAGCUCACCUCAUACAAGCGCGCGCGAGCUUCCAGUGUAGGUUUAUAAGCUGAAGGGCUCACGUAACUCAGAGCAUCAUGAUCACGGAUUCAUCAAGUCCGGCGGAGUUUUAUGAGGACAACGCUUCGCUGUUGUCCUUGGACUCGAGUGUUUUCUUCAGCGAGCCUGCGCUUCCGACUGACGAUCCACUGGAGUUCUUCAUUAUAAAUGUGGGAGGAAGCCGCUACAUCCUCUCUCAGGAACUGUUGGCCUCUCAUCCAGAAACUCGUCUAGGAAAACUGGCCCUUUCCAGUCGAGACUCUGCUUUGGAUCUGUGCGACGAUGCCGAUUUCCUGGAAAACGAGUACUUUUUUGACCGCAACUCACAGACCUUUCAGUACAUUAUGAACUUUUACAAAACAGGCCACUUGCAUGUGAGAGAGGAGUUGUGUGUGAUCUCGUUCCUUCAGGAAAUCGAGUACUGGGGCAUCGAUGAGCUUCGUAUUGACAGCUGUUGUCGGGACAAGUACUACCGCAGGAAGGAAAUGAAGGAGUCUUUGGAUAUUCGCAAAGAUGCUGACGUCAUGGACAAGGAGGAGGAGGACUUUACUGGUGUUUUGUGCCAGGAUUUACGCCAGCGUCUAUGGGACAUCAUGGAGAACCCGGAUUCCUCCAAGGCGGCCAAGACGUUUGGGACGCUCUCCAUGUUUUUCGUGGUGGUGUCCAUCGUGAACAUGGCUUUGAUCUCGCUGGACUUCUCUGUAAUUGGUGCACCCAUCAUCUUGGACAUUCUUGAGUACAUUUGCAUCAUUUGGUUCACCGGAGAGCUGGUGCUCAGGUUCUUGUGUGUUAGAGAUAAAUGUAAGUUCAGCAGGAGCGUGGUGAAUAUCAUUGACCUGCUGGCCAUUCUGCCCUUCUAUGUGACUCUGGCAGUGGAGAGCCUGCAUGGAGAAUCGACAGAGCUGGAAAACGUAGGACGGGUCGUUCAGGUGCUGCGGCUGAUGAGGUCGCUGAGGAUGCUGAAACUCGGACGACACUCCACAGGUCUCAAGUCUUUGGGCUUGACGAUUGCCCAGUGCUAUGAGGAAGUUGGUCUCCUGAUGCUGUUCCUAUCUGUGGGCAUCUCCAUCUUCGCCACUCUGGAAUACGCUAUUGAACAUGACACGCCAGAAACCACCUUCACCAAUGUCCCCAGUGCCUGGUGGUGGGCUACCACAUCCAUGACCACGGUAGGGUAUGGAGACAUCCGUCCAGACACGGCUGUUGGAAAGGUGAUGGCCUUUAUCUGCAUCCUAUCAGGGAUCCUUAUCCUGGCGCUGCCCAUCGCCAUCAUCAAUGACCGAUUCUCCGCCUGCUACUUCACUCUUAAAAUGAAGGAAGCUGCACUGAGGCAUGGGGAGGUGCUGAAGAGACUGACCCGCAGCUCAGCCUCAGAUAUGUCGGCGAUAGGGGUGAACCUGCGGGACGUCUAUGCCAGAAGUGUGCUGGAGAUGCUGCGGUUGCAGGGCAGAGAGCGAGCCAGCACACGCAGCAGUGCAGGAGAUCUCUGGUGGUAACAGUAGGUCUGCAGCAUGCUGGUGCAGAAAGAGAUACUGAAGUUUUUUUACAGACCACUCUCAUAUGACAAGGAAUCAAAAUGUGUUUGCUGAAAUAGGAAAUCAUAUCGCAACUUGCCUCAAACCAUAAUUUUUAAAAAAAUUACUGCAAAAAACUCUGAAAUGCUCAUGUUUCUGGCGUCAUGCCACUGAUAAUAAUUCCUAACACUGUGUCCUAACUACAUGCGAUUCAAUGCCGCAACAUGCAAUAAUAGCAACUCAGGCUCAUUGUGGAUACAUACCAAGGCCUAAAUUGCUGUGAAACCACAAAUAUGUACUUGGGGCUAUGUCAAGCUGCAUUUUGUGUGUGAAACGAACGAUAUGGGGUGGUAUGAGGCCACAAACAACUUAUUUUCUUUUUCACCCUAUUGAUCACUUACCUCCAUAUGGACUGCUUUUCUGGGGUUACCAGUUUGCUCAGUAGCUCGCCACGUACACCAAUGGACUUGGGAUGCAUAGCGGAGUGGACCAUAGCAGGGUUUGUGUGUUCAGGGUUUCAGAAACCAGGUUAAACAAAAGCAAAAAAUAUAUACAUAUCAGGUUGAAAAAGAUGGUAAAAUCACCAGGCCGCAAUGGCUUUUCUUUUCUAGAUUGCUUUUUAAACACUAUUAGUUGGGUCAGUCCACAGCAAGCUGAUUGGUUAAAAUGUACAUUGCAGCCUCUGGUGGGUUUAAAAGAGAAGAGGAUGCACAAAUGGCAGGUAUGAGAGAAAUUUGAGAUCAUCAAAAAUGUACACAGUGGAUGGAUUUACGAAAACAAAAACUGAAAGCAGACGUAACUCUGGGUACAUAUUUCACGGUUCCCAGAAAUCUAGACCUGGGUACUUAUCCACAAUAAGCCUGGGUUGAAUAAAAGCUAUCUUUUCCAUGUAAAAGCUAGUUUUUUCACUAACCCUUUCUAUUUUAGAAAUGCCUUUUCUAUGCUGCUGGAAUCCAUCACAUAGAACAUUCAUUCAUUCAUUUUUUUUUCGGCUUACUCCCUUUAUUAAUCUGGGGUCAACACAGCAGAA